AUGAACUACAAGUAUCUCCUCACUUGUAUGGUCUGCAACACUGAUAAAGAGUCUUGUAUCCUUGCAAAGUGUAGUGAAUGUCCAGGAACUGAUAAGCUGCGGGAAAUACUAGAAGCAGGAUGGAAAGAUUUUGAAAAGGAUGAAACAGAUUUAAAAUUUUCACAAUGGAUUUUCAUCACCGCAGCUAUCGUUGCAUGUGCAGUUGGUUCUCUCGUACCAUUGAUUUUCAUCACCGCAGCUAUCGUUGCAUGUGCAGUUGGUUCUCUCGUACCAUUGCCAGCACACCAUGCUCCUAAACCAUACAAAUUUGGCUACAAUAUAAAGGAUAAACAUGGAGAUCAAUACAGAGAGGAAGUCGGAGACGGAGCCAGUGGCGUGAAGGGCAGCUACGGAUUCACCGAUGCCAGAGGCAUCCACAGACAGGUAGACUACGUUGCCGACCAUGCCGGAUUCAGGGCUCAAGUCAAGACCAACGAGCCUGGCACAGCCAAUCAGGAUCCUGCUGCAGUCAAGAUGAUUUCUUCUGCUCCCUAUGCCGGACAUGAAGCCGGACUCUUGGGAGCCGGACUUGUAGGUGCACCUGCUGUCUUAGCUGCACCAGGAAUCGUUGGCGUCAACGGAUUGGACCUUGGAUAUGGAGGAUUGGGGUACAAUAACCUUGGAUAUGCUGGCCUGGGAUAUGGUCUCAACAAUGCUCUGCUCGGAGGCCUGGGCUACGCACGAUAUGGAUACUAA
Messenger RNA from Uloborus diversus, 735 nucleotides. RefSeq names its product adult-specific rigid cuticular protein 15.5-like. Gene Ontology annotation, cellular component: chitin-based extracellular matrix. The transcript is spliced from 4 exons. Gene Ontology annotation, molecular function: structural constituent of chitin-based larval cuticle. The record is from RefSeq and is a predicted model, not a curated record. The coding region runs from base 1 to 735 and encodes 244 amino acids. Lineage: Eukaryota; Metazoa; Arthropoda; Arachnida; Araneae; Uloboridae.